Molecule: messenger RNA, 1376 nt
Organism: Prosopis cineraria
Lineage: Eukaryota; Viridiplantae; Streptophyta; Magnoliopsida; Fabales; Fabaceae
Product: phytochromobilin:ferredoxin oxidoreductase, chloroplastic-like
Exons: 8
Coding region: 166-1140 (324 amino acids)
Biological process (GO): phytochromobilin biosynthetic process
Molecular function (GO): cobalt ion binding; phytochromobilin:ferredoxin oxidoreductase activity
Source: RefSeq, a predicted model, not a curated record
UGCGCAGCCUUCAGAAUUCAGAGUCUCGCGACACAAUCCCACAAAGCUUGCCAUCACCCGGUCUCAGGAAUGGUAAUUCCAUUGAAGGAAAGUCGAAGAUAGCGAGUUUCAAAUUUUCUGAAGCGAAACUGCGAAAGCUUAACAAUCUCACAGAGCCUUCACUCAAUGGAGAUUGGCUCUUCCCCCUCAACCUUCUGCUUUCAACCAGCACUCCAGCCACUGAUUAAAACUGGUACUAGUGUUUCUACUUGCUGCUGGAGGAACAGAAGAGUUCUCGCAGAGAGCUUGUCAGUCUCUUACCGGAAGUUCGUUGACUUCGCUUUGGAAGAAACCAAACACCACACUCAUUUGGUUCCUUCGCCUUUACAGGAAAAAUUCAAUUCUAUCAAUUCUAAGGAUGGCAAAGGAGUGCUUCAUAUGCUGUCCUUUCAAGCUGCCAAGAUUAGGCUUCUGCGAAGUUUGAGCAUUGAAACUGAAACAAUGCAGGUUCUGGAUUUUGCUGUCUUUCCAAAAGUAGAAUAUGAUGUGCCCAUAUUUUGUGCUAACUUUUUCACCAGUGGCAGAUCAAACAUAAUUGUGUUGGACCUUAACCCACUGCAUGAUAUUAUCAAUCAGCAGGAUUACAAGGAAAAGUACUUUAAACGCUUAAUUCCCCUUGGCCUCAAAUAUUCCGAGCUUUUACCAUGGGGAGGGAAGCUCACAAGCGAGUCCCUACAAUUUUUUUCACCCAUUGUCAUAUGGACAAAGUUUUCUUCAAGUCCAGAAAACUAUGAUAUUCUGUAUUCUGCAUUCCAGGAUUACUACAAGGCAUGGCUGGAAUUAACAGGCAAAGCAGUUGAGGAGACAGAUGCAUCUCAGAUUUCCUGCAAUCGUGAAGCACAACAUAGAUAUCUAACCUGGAGAGCAGAAAAGGAUCCAGGUCAAGGGCUUUUAAAGAAGCUGAUUGGGGACACACUUGCAAAGGAUUUGCUGAGAAACUUUCUAUUCAAUGGAGCUGACGAACUUGGAAGCAAAAUGUUCCUUGAUUACUUCCCAGAAUUCCGCAGCAAGGAUGGCACUGUAAAUAAAAUACACAGCAUUGUAGGAAAGUCUUGCGAAAAUCGCCCUUGGGAUGCAAGAGGAGAAUUUAUUGGCAGCUGAUUUCACCAUCCGGUUUUGGUAAAUUGCUGUUUUCUUUUCAUCUCUUCUAUCGGAUCUCUUACCCCUUUUUUCUUCUCAAUUUUGGCUUCCCAUCAUCUGAUAUUUUUUGUUCUUUGAUCUUCAAUGUAAUAUUUAUUACUGGAAAAGUAAUUGCUUAUAGUGGAUCAUGGGUAUCAACAAAUCACUAACUGGUUGAAGAUUCAAAGCCCUAAUCUAAGUAGAAUUACCGCCUUUAA